AAGCUGGUGCAGGGUCCGUUUUCCCAGGAAGCGCCGCGCUGCUGUUAUGGCCGCCUCCCUGGGCCAUUAUCAGCACAUGGGCUUCCACAAGAACUGUCGCCACUAGACUUCGGCGUCUCUGGACCUUCCUCUUUUCACUUUAGUGUGUGACUUCCGUGUGACCGUUGUGGGGCCCGGUUUUGGCUGGGGCGACGUCCGGGGUGAUGUGGACCCCGGAGCUGGCAGUUUUGAGGGGCUUCCCCACUGAGGCUGAGCGGCAGCAAUGGAAGCAGGAGGGAGUCGCCGGCUCAGAGAGUGGAUCGUUCCUACAAUUGCUGCUAGAAGGGAAUUAUGAGGCCAUAUUCUUAAAUUCAUUGACUCAAAAUAUUUUUAAUUCAACAAAGAUAACUGAAGAAAAGAUUGACAGCUACCUAGAGAAGCAGAUAUUAACGUUCCUUGAUUUCUCACCAGAUUUGGACAAAACCCAAAGACAACAACUGAUAUUCCUAAUUGGUGUGAGCAGUUUGCACCUCUUUGUUCAGAGUAACUGGACGGGGCCUGUGGUUGAUUUCCAUCCUCAGGACUUCUUGCCGUCUGUUUUGUUCCAGCAAUUCAGUGAGGUGAAAAAACUGGAUGCAGUUGUUCUGAGUCUGCUCAUUCUUGAUGGUGAAUCAAUCUACAGCCUGACCUCAAAGCCUAUACUGCUGUUAUUAGCACGCAUUAUCCUAGUGAAUGUAAGACAUAAACUGACAGCACUUCAGAGCUUGCCUUGGUGGACUUUGAGGUGUGUGAAUGUUCACCAGCAGUUGCUUGAGGAACGUUCACCUCAGCUUUUUGCUCUUGCCGAAGGUUGUAUUGAUCAAGUGAUGAAGCUAGAACAUCUGUUUGUAGAUGAUUCAGGUCGAUAUUUGGCUAUUCAGUUCCAUCUGGAAUGUGCAUAUAUAUUUUUAUAUUAUUAUGAAUAUAAAAAAGCAAAAGAUCAGUUCAGCAUUGCUAAAGACAUCAGCAAAUUACAAAUUGAUUUGACAGGUGCUUUGGGCAAAAGGACUCGGUUCCAGGAAAAUUAUGUGGCACAGCUUAUUCUAGAUGUAAGAAGGGAAGGGGUUGCAUUUUCAAAUGGAGAAUUCAGUCCAGCUCCGACUCCUCAGGAACAUUUAACUAAGAAUCUUGAGCUGAAUGAUGAUACUGUUCUAAAUGAGAUAAAGUUAGCAGAUAGUGAACAGUAUCAGAUGCCCAACCUGUGUGCCGAAGAGCUGGCUGUUAUCCUUGGAAUCUGCACAAAUAUGCAAAAGAAUAACCCAGUGCAUAAGUUAACUGAAGAGGAGUUGCUGGCAUUUACAUCGUGUUUGCUUUCACAACCAAAGUUUUGGGCCAUUCAGACAUCAGCCUUGAUCCUGCGGACAAAACUUGAGAGAGGAAGCACGCGCCGAGUGGAACGGGCAAUGAGGCAGACACAGGCUCUUGCAGACCAAUUUGAAGACAAGACUACAUCUGUAUUGGAGCGUCUGAAGAUUUUCUAUUGCUGUCAAGUACCACCUCACUGGGCCAUUCAGCGCCAACUUGCAAGUUUACUCUUUGAGUUGGGAUGUACCAGUUCGGCCCUUCAGAUAUUUGAGAAACUAGAAAUGUGGGAGGAUGUUGUCAUUUGUUAUGAAAGAGCUGGACAGCAUGGGAAGGCAGAAGAAAUCCUUAGGCAAGAGCUGGAGAAAAAAGAAACGCCAAGUUUGUACUGCUUGCUCGGAGAUGUCCUCCGUGACCACCGCUGCUAUGACAAGGCCUGGGAGCUGUCCCGGCACCGCAGUGCCCGUGCUCAGCGCUCCAAGGGCCUCCUUCACCUGCGGAACAAGGAGUUUAAGGAGUGCGUGCAGUGCUUUGAGCGCUCGGUGAAGAUUAAUCCCAUGCAGGGAGAGUGGAAGAGAGAAGGAAAGAAUGCUGAAGCUUGGAACAAUUUAUCAACUUCCUAUAUCCGAUUAAAACAAAAAGUGAAAGCUUUUAGAACUUUGCAAGAAGCCCUCAAGUGCAACUAUGAACACUGGCAGAUCUGGGAAAACUACAUUCUCACUAGCGUUGAUGUUGGGGAAUUUUCAGAAGCCAUUAAAGCUUAUCACCGGCUCUUGGACUUAAGAGACAAAUACAAAGAUGUUCAGGUCCUUAGAAUCCUAGUGAGGGCCGUGAUUAAUGGGAUGACUGAUCGCAGCGGAGAUGUCGCAACCGGCCUCAAAGGAAAGCUGCAGGAAUUGUUUGGCAGAGUAACUUCAAGAGUGACAAAUGACGGGGAAAUCUGGAGGCUGUACGCCCAAGUAUAUGGGGAUGGGCAGAGCGAGAAGCCUGAAGACAACGAAAAGGCGUUCAACUAUCUCUCUAAGGCCUACAAGUGUGACACACAGUCCAGUGGCUGGGAGAAAGAUAUUGCAUCAUUUAAGGAACUGGUUCGGAGAGCCUUAGAACUUGCACAUGUGGCUGUGAAAUGCAGUGAAAGCAAAUCCAGUCCCCAAGAGGCUGUGCAGGUGCUUUCUUCAGCUCGGCUCAACUUACGGGGCCUGUCUUCUAAAGCAAAGCAACUUUUUACAGAUGUGGCCAGUGGAGAAAUUUCCGGGGAUUUAGCUGAAGAAAUAGCAGCUAUGGACACCCUAGUACUAGACCUCCAAGACCUAAGCAACCAGUUUCGAAAUCGGUACUGACUAUCCUGGGAGUGGUUCUGGAAAAGGUGCUUUCGCCUUUGGGAUGUUCUCUUACACCUGCGGAUCUGAGACUGAUUUUUACAUAAAGUUCUCUUUUGUGGCUAACA
Messenger RNA from Myotis davidii, 2767 nucleotides. It is a transcript of the gene TTC27, whose product is annotated as tetratricopeptide repeat domain 27. Gene Ontology annotation, molecular function: protein binding. NCBI's taxonomy places the organism in Eukaryota, Metazoa, Chordata, Mammalia, Chiroptera, Vespertilionidae. The record is from RefSeq and is a predicted model, not a curated record. Bases 204 to 2660 code for a protein of 818 amino acids. The transcript has 20 exons.